GACCGGCCCGGGAUGUCCACCGGACUUUCGCAGCUCUCUGGCGGCGUCGGCGGCGACCGGGGCUCCUCCUCCUCCGCCGGCCCCCACCACCAGCACAGCCACCACCCACCUCCCCCGCCGCCGCCCAAGAUCCUCCUCGCCAAGCCGCCGCUGCCGCACGCCUCGUCCUCGGGCGCCGAUGACGACGGCGGGACCGGGGUCGCGGGUGGCCGCGCGCGCCAGGCGCCGCAGCCGGGUUCGCUCAGCCUCGUCUCCGACGCGUGGGAGGCCCACACCGACAAGAUCCUUCCGUAUCUGACGGAGAACAAUGAUUUCAUGGUGAUUGGGGUAAUUGGGCCGCCCGGUGUAGGCAAGUCGACCAUCAUGAACGAGCUUUAUGGAUAUGAUGCGAGCUCACCUGGAAUGCUUCCUCCUUUUCCUACACAAACUGAGGAAACCAGAUUGAUGGGGAAACACUGUACUACUGGUAUUGACAUCAGGAUAUCUAAUGAGCGAGUUAUACUCCUUGACGCUCAGCCUGUGUACAGUCCCUCUGUUCUAAUCGAUAUGAUGAGGCCAGAUGGUUCAUCCACAAUUCCUGUCCUUAAUGGUGAACCCUUAUCAGCAGACUUAGCUCAUGAGCUAAUGGGAAUCCAGAUUGGUGUUUUCUUGGCAUCUGUUUGUAAUAUAGUGUUGGUCGUGUCAGAAGGUAUGAAUGAUUUGUCCAUGUGGGAGCUCAUGCUUACAGUUGAUUUAUUGAAGCACGGGAUACCUGAUCCGUCCGUGUUGACGUCAUCAGCUUCCCAAGACAAGGAAAACAAAAACGAAGACCAAACGGGCUGCGAAGACUAUAUUUCCGAUCUCUGUUUCGUGCAUACUAGGCUGCAGGGGCAAGAUUUUUCUCCUUCAAAGUUCAUGCUUCUAAGGAGAACUCUUGAGAAGCACUUCAACUCAUCCACUUUUAGAGUCGGGAGCUCUAAUGCAACGGGUCAUGCUUCUGAUUCGCUGGUUCCUUCAAGCACGAAAGUUGAAGAUUUAACCUCCAGUCGGCAGGACAUAUUUCUUCUUCCCCUGAGAGGGCACGACGACUCGACAAAGUUUGAGUAUGGAACGUACUCGUGCAUGCUAGGCAUGAUCCGUGAUCAGAUCCUGUCAUGGCCGGCGAGGUCAUUCUCGAAGAACCUCUCGGAGCGUGACUGGCUGAGGAGCUCAGCGAGGAUCUGGGACAUGGUGAAGAAGUCCCCCGUCAUCUCGGAGUACUGCAAGGCGCUCCAGAGCUCAGGAUGGUUUAGGAAGCAACCGUAGUAGUGUCUAGCAGCUACUUGUUGGGAUGCGCCCGCUUUGGCCGGCUUGGAAAACCAGAGAAUCGCCAUCAGAUCAAAUGAAUUCGCUUGCUCUGUUCUGUUCAAUCAGUCGACUCUGAUGAGAUACCGUGCAUGUGUUUGUUAGUUUGUUGGGCUUUGUGUAAUGAGCUCAGAGCCAGCGACAGCAGGUGGCAGUCAGUCGUGUACGGCUCAUGCUUCUCUGCGUGUCCUGUGCUAUGAUUUGAGGCUGUUUCAUGCGACGUCUCAUAAAUUUCAUCUUCUAAAAAAUAUAUAUUUACUGUUCUUUA
Molecule: messenger RNA, 1591 nt
Organism: Zea mays
Lineage: Eukaryota; Viridiplantae; Streptophyta; Magnoliopsida; Poales; Poaceae
Biological process (GO): nuclear-transcribed mRNA catabolic process, nonsense-mediated decay
Source: RefSeq, marked validated